GUAAUUCAUGAGAAUUUGAGAAAAAAAGGAAAUAUUUUAGUUGUUAUAUCUUAGAUAAAAUGAUUUUUCCCGUUAUAUCUCGCAUUCUUUUACAACGAAAUCAAUAUAUUCCUGUUUUUAGAAAUAUAUUUGCAUCCAUAAAUUUUGAAGUAAAUAACAGAUUUAUUAGUACGCCGACUAAUAAACAAAUACGGACUUAUAUUUCUGUCCCGAACGGACUAAUGGGAUAUAUUGACCAGAAACUUUCCGGGUUCGGAGAAAAUUCUCCUAAUUUUCAAGUUGAGCAAGGAUUAAAAAGAGCCAGAGAGGAACUUCUAAACUGUUUGGCGGACGAGGCGGAGCUGAAAGCAAUGCUUGAAGAAAAUAUUGAUCCGGAGAUGAGUGAACUUGCUCGGAAAGAUCUGGAGAAUCUUGAAAAAAAAUCAAAAAAUAUUAUUGCUCAGCUAAUAGAUUUAAUUGUUCCCAAACCCGAGUAUGAUGCGGAGAAUGCUGUUUUGGAGGUUGUACCUGGAGCAGGAGGGUUGGAAGCCAGUAUGUUUGCGGAGGAGAUAUUUAAUCUAUAUAUGGCGUAUGUAAGAGAGCUAGGUUACAGUGCCGAGGUUACCGAGCUAUCCCGGAGUGUUGUUGGUAAACAAUCCAAGUUCUCAUCCUCGACUGGAAUAACGAAAGGUUCGGCUGUAAUCUCCGGAGUCAAUGUGUUCGGUCAGCUAAAAUUCGAGUCCGGAGUUCAUAGAGUUCAACGUGUCCCAGUAACCGGAAAUAAAUCUGACCGACUCCAAACCUCAACCUGCAGUGUAGCUUUCCUUCCCCAGCCCCGAGAGUUAAAGAUAGAGUUGGCUGACUCCGAUAUUAAGUUUGAGUACAUGAGAUCAAGUGGAGCAGGAGGACAGAGUGUUAAUACUACAGAUAGUGCUUGUAGGCUCACACAUUUUCCUUCAGGUGUAGUUGUGGAGUGUCAGGAAGAGAGAUCUCAAAUGAAGAACAAGCAGAAGGCGUUGAUCAAGCUGAAGAGGAUUCUCUACACCAGGGAGUUCAACGAGAUCCAGGAGAAGGUCUCUAAGUCCAGAAAACUACAGAUUGGAAACAUGAACAGAAAUGAGAAGAUCAGAACCUACAACUUUAACAGACAUAUGCUCACGGAUCAUAGACUUGGAGAAUCUAGGGUUGUUCCCAACAUUGUCUCAUACCUCUCCGGAGGUUACGGGUUCAGUAUUCUUACUGAGUUUAAAGAAUCCCUGGAGAAACUAGAUAUAGGAGAUAAAUUUGAAGAAAUUAUUCGACCCUUCUCCUCCUCAUAGCAUUCUUCUUUGCAGA
Messenger RNA from Eurytemora carolleeae, 1314 nucleotides. It is a transcript of the gene mRF1, whose product is annotated as peptide chain release factor 1. Bases 60 to 1298 code for a protein of 412 amino acids. The transcript is spliced from 5 exons. NCBI's taxonomy places the organism in Eukaryota, Metazoa, Arthropoda, Copepoda, Calanoida, Temoridae. The record is from RefSeq and is a predicted model, not a curated record. Gene Ontology annotation, molecular function: translation release factor activity. Gene Ontology annotation, biological process: translational termination.